AUGCCUACACUCGUUUUACGCAAGGAGCAGGCUUUGACGGGGGAAGAAGUUUUGCUCUAUAUGGCUAAGUCGCAUUUAGACAUCACUGCUAUUUCAAUAUCACACGAUAUCCACCGUAUUGUGCGAGCGCCAAUGAACCCUUUCUUUUCCAGAUCAGGGCUUCGUCGCGUCGAAUAUAAGGUCGUGGAACGUGUUCGAAAACUAUGCUUGAGGCUAGAAUCGGAAGCAAACACAGGCAAUCCGGUCAAUUUCAACGAUGCAUUCGCCUCCUUGGCAACUGACGUGGCUUCCGCAAUCUUUCACGAAGAACCUAGCAACUUCCUAGAGGAUGAGAAAUUCAAUGCAAGAUGGUGGGAAAUAUUAAGAAUGGGCCUUACGACGGUUCCGCUUCUUGUGGAGCUUCCAUGGAUAGCGCGAGCCAUCACUACACCAGUUAUCAAACUACUUACGGAGAGGUUGACUAAUUGGCGAAUAUGGGAUGACAAAUCCCGGCGACAGAUCCAAAUUACACGAACACGGCCCUCGGCUACAGCUAAAACUCGCUCUGAUAGAACUGUAAUGGAUAGUCUUGUCCACGAUACCCAGGUCACAUCAAUCCUUGGAGAAAAAGGCUUCGUGCGUUUAUCCCAGCUUAUCCAGCAAGCUGGGACGCAUAAUGUAUCCAAGACGUUGGCUAUCAUUGUCUACUUUUUGCUGCGGCAUGAAGAUCAGCAGGAGGCGUUACGCAGGGCUCUGGAGCCGCUUUUUGCAGGCGAUGCAGCCCAGGCCGCCCCUUCCCUACAACAAAUGGAAAGGGUGCCGUAUUUGACAGCAUGUAUAAAAGAGGGGUUGAGGCUAGCGGCCGGGAGCCUAAAUCGAUUUCCACGGGUAUCGCCCGAUGCAGAGCUAAGCUUCAAAGACUGGACAAUUCCAAAAGGGACUGCCGUCUCCAUGACCCCCUACUGGAUACAUAUGGACCCUGAAGUCUUCCCAGAUCCUGGAAGCUUCAAUCCGUCGCGCUGGCUUGCAGAUCCAGCGAAGCUGGCAACCAUGCAUCGCCACUUCGUCCCCUUUUCCAAAGGGUCACGAGCAUGUUUGGGGAAAGAGUGA
Molecule: messenger RNA, 1089 nt
Organism: Penicillium soppii
Lineage: Eukaryota; Fungi; Ascomycota; Eurotiomycetes; Eurotiales; Aspergillaceae
Product: cytochrome P450
Exons: 9
Coding region: 1-1089 (362 amino acids)
Molecular function (GO): oxidoreductase activity, acting on paired donors, with incorporation or reduction of molecular oxygen; iron ion binding; heme binding
Source: RefSeq, a predicted model, not a curated record